This is a messenger RNA of Prorocentrum cordatum, 873 nucleotides long. The record is from the annotation of a GenBank genome assembly. Lineage: Eukaryota; Dinophyceae; Prorocentrales; Prorocentraceae.
AUGGACGACGGCCUGUCCAAGGAGCCGGGCAACUUCGGGGACCCGUGCGAUUGGGAGGUUUUUUUCCGGCGCCUCCGGCUGCAGCGGCAAGAGGUGUUCGAGAGGGACGCCGCGCGGCCGGGCAGGGUAGGUCGCGCGCCGGCCCUGGUGCCGGCCCCAGCGGCGGGCGCGGCGGGAGUAGUUCGGGCGAACAGAGUAAACCUGAGCAAGCCGAAGGCGGAGAUCAAGGACCUUACGCUGGACGGGUGCGAGAUCAGGCUCCCGUUCGUGAAAGUGGCGUCGACGUGGGAGGAUGCGCACGCCCAGGUGGCGAUGGGAAAAGCGGCGGAAUCGGAGCUGAUCGCGGAGUGCCUGGAGCAGCUGGGCGGCGAGACCCACCUCGCAGAUGCAGAGGAGGCCCGGCUGCACAUGUGGCGGCGAGUCUGCGGGGCGGAGGAGAUGGCGGCGGACGCGACGACCCGCGCCUGCCUCGCCGAGGCGGACGCGGCGGAGGCGCGGCGGUCGGAGCUGGCGGCGCAGAGCGGGGCCCGCGAGGCCGCGGAGGCCCGGCUCGAGGCGGUCGAGUGGCGGGCCGCGGCGGGGCGCCUGAGCGCGGAGGUCGGCAGGCUGACGGAGGCCCUGGGCGCGCAGGGGUCCGCGCUGCAGCGAGCCCUGCGGCAGGGCAGGGAGCUCCGCGGCCAGCAGCACCGCGCGGACCGGGCGAAGCUGGGGCUGGUGCGCGCGGUGCUGGACGAGCAGGCGCAGGAGUUCCGCUCCGAGGCGGCGGGGUGGCGGGCGGAGGGCUGGCAGCAGUGCGAGCGCCUCUCCGCCGCCGAGGCGGCGGAGUGCCGGGCCGAGCUCGAGCAGUCGCAGCGCUCCGCGGCCCUGUGCGAG